AACCACAUCGCCCGACCGUGCUCUUUAUUUUUCGGUGGAGCAGCUCUGCUUUCUCAGGUCUCUACUUACUUAUAUAAGAUGGCAUCAAGAAGAAGGACCUGACCACUGGCCCCUGACUACAUGGUCUUUGGAACCCGUGGCAUUGGAAGAUGUCAGAGACAUGGCACAUGGAUGUGAUCUUCAAAAACUGUUACAGCCUCAUCUCAUUGGAUUGGUCUACACAUCAAGGUGCUGGAAGUGUCGCAUGCCCAGAGAUGAUGUGGAAGCUCUAUACCCCUUUCCCUUCUGCCCACCUUGCCCUGUGCAUCUCUUCCUGAAUGGCUUCUCCUGAAUUGUAUCCUUUAUAAUAAACUGGUAAAUAGGAAAGAGAUAAUAUCUUCUACUUAAUCCUGGAUACUAUAUCUGAAGUCAGAGCAUCCACUCCAAAGCAGAGAAUUUCUGAAAAACAAAAUAAUGUCAUCAUAUGAUGUUAGAAUUUUUUUUCAAAUGAUGGUUCCUAAUACUUCACAUUAGAAGAACUCGAAUUUGAUGACCAGUUUGAGAAACACCAGUAUAUCCAGAUUACAAGAAAAAGCGAGUCAAAAGGAUGAUCAUGAAUAUAACAACUUCGAGGAAACAUUUAACCAAAGACCAAAGCUUUUUAAACAACUGAGAGUUUUUAUAAGAAAAAGACCUCAUACAGUAGUCCCCACUUAUUCAUGGGGGAUACAUUUCAAGACCCACAGAGAAGGCCUGAAAUCACUGAUGUACCAAACCCUAACCAGGUUCUUAGGAUGAGCUACUAAAUGACAAAUGGGUGGGUAGUACAUAGAGUGUAGAUACACCAGACAAAGAAAUGAUUCACAGCCCAGGCAGGACAGAGCAGAUCACACAAGAUUUCAUCACAGUACUCAGAAAACCACACCAUUUAAAAGUUAUGAAUUGUUUAUUUCUGGAAUUUUCCAUAUAAUAUUUUUGACCACAGUUUCCCAUGGAUAACUGAAACCAUGGGAAGUGGAACUGUGGAUAAGGCAGGACUACUGUAACUAUGACAUCAAUGGUAGGAACCUGAAGCAUAAUUCUGCUGUAGUGGAUUUUUUCAAAAGAAACUCAUGAAUGAAAAAUAAUUUAUUAGAUAUAAGAAAGGAUGCAUUUGUAUCUCAAACUUUACUUAUUCUGGAAAUAAAUGAAAAGCCAACACCUAUUACAUACCGACAAAAAUGAAAAAAUAAAUAAAUGUAAAGCCAUAGUUCAGUACUGAUGGAAUCUGAGAAAAUUUAUAUGACCGCGAACCCAUAUCUCUGUACUGAAUGUGGGAAAGGCUACACUUGUCUUGCAUCCCUGACCCAGCAUCAGAAAACACAUAUUGGAGAAAAACCUUAUGAAUGUAAAAUAUGUGGUAAGUCCUUUACCCGGAACAGUAAUCUUGUUCAACAUCAAAGAAUACAUACUGGAGAGAAACCUUAUGAAUGUAAUGAAUGUGGGAAAGCUUUUAGUCAGAGCACUAAUCUUAUUCAGCAUCAAAGAGUCCAUACUGGGGAGAAACCUUAUGAGUGUAAUGAAUGUGAAAAAACCUUUAGUCAUAGGUCAUCCCUUAGAAAUCAUGAGAGAAUCCAUACUGGAGAAAAACCCUAUCCUUGUAAUGAAUGUGGGAAAGCUUUCAGCCAUAUCUCUGCCCUUACUCAACAUCAUAGAAUUCAUACUGGAAAGAAACCAUAUGAAUGUACUGAAUGUGGAAAAACCUUCAGCCGCAGCACACACCUAAUUGAACAUCAGGGAAUUCAUUCUGAGGAAAAAUCCUACCAGUGUAAGCAAUGUCGGAAAGUUUUUUGCCACAGUACAUCACUAAUCCGACAUCAGAGAACCCACACAGGAGAGAAACCAUAUGAAUGUAAUGAAUGUGGGAAAGCUUUCAGCCAUACCCCAGCCUUCAUUCAACAUCAAAGAAUUCAUACUGGAGAAAAACCCUAUGAGUGUAAUGCAUGUGGAAAGGCCUUCAAUCGGAGUGCACAUCUUACUGAACACCAGAGAACUCAUACUGGAGAGAAGCCCUAUGUUUGUAAAGAAUGUGGAAAAACCUUCAGUCGAAGUACACACCUUACUGAACAUCUAAAAAUUCAUUCUUGUGUGAAACCCUAUCAAUGUAAUGAAUGUCAGAAACUGUUUUGCUAUAGAACAUCACUAAUUCGACAUCAGAGGACGCAUACAGGAGAGAAACCCUACCAGUGUAAUGAAUGUGGGAAAUCCUUCAGCUUAAGCUCAGCUCUAACUAAACAUAAGCGAAUACAUACAAGGGAGAGACCCUAUCAAUGUACUAAGUGUGGUGAUGUCUUUUGUCAUAGUACAUCCUUAAUUCGACAUCAGAAAACUCAUUUCAGAAAGGAAACCUUAGCAGAGUAAUGAGUGUGGGAAAGCCUGCAGUCAGUCGUAGGUUAUUGUUUACACCUGAGCACUCACAGUUCAAGCAACCCUAGGAUUGUUAUGUGAGGAAAAUCUUAGGCAAAACACUCAUUUACUUAAUAUGCUAUUUGUACUGAGAAGAAGGACUAUGCUUAUAAUCUAAAAAAGGUGUUAUUGAAAGAGAAAGUUAUAAUGGAAGUGUUCAUCCAAAACUGAGGUUUGUUUUUUAAAGACAUUUAGAAAGUUACUUUCAGAGAUAAUUUAUUAAAAUGUAUAUAUUUGCUUAUAAAAAAACUUUUUUUUUUUUUUUUUUUUUUUUUUUUUUUUUUGAGACGGAGUCUCGCUCUGUCGCCCAGGCUGGAGUGCAGUGGCGCGAUCUCGGCUCACUGCAAGCUCCGCCUCCCAGGUUCACGCCAUUCUCCUGCCUCAGCCUCCCGAGUAGCUGGGACUACAGGCGCCCGCUACCACGCCCGGCUAAUUUUUUGUAUUUUUAGUAGAGACGGGGUUUCACCGUGUUAGCCAGGAUGGUCUCGAUCUCCUGACCUCAUGAUCUGCCCGCCUCGGCCUCCCAAAGUGCUGGGAUUACAGGCGUGAGCCACCGCGCCCGGCCAUAAAAAAACCUUUUGAAUUACACAGAAAUCUUAGGUAAGGAAAAUUGUUCACUCUAUAUAUAAUCCCUUUUUUGUUUAUUAAGUCCUAUGUUAUAUUUCAGCAUUCAAGAAACACUUUUAUAGAGGGUUUGAAAAUAAAAUUGACAGAUUUCAUUAAUAGCCAUAGACAAAUAAUGUUUUCUCCCACAAAGAUACUAUGCAUUAUUUUCUAAGAUUUAUGUAAUAUUUUUUAAUGGACUAUAUAUAUGGUUACAAAGAAAAUUGCAAUAAAUUCUCAGAGGGAAAUAUUCAGGCCCUCCCUAAUUUUUUUCAGUGCAAUGCAGUAAAAAUAUAAAUGAAAACAACUAAAAGUAGCACCCCAACAUGAUUUAGAAAUUUAAAAUAAGUUUCUAAGUAAUUUUGGAGUUAAAGAAUAAAUCUGUACAGGAAAAAAAACGUGAUUAUUAGAAGACAAUAAAACUAGAACAAAAAUUAUACAUUGAAUUCAGAAAGGAAAAAGAAUAAUAUAAAUCCAAAGAAAAGAAAUGCUUUAAUAAAGAUAAAACCACACCUCAAUGAAAUAGUUACAAAAGGUAGAUUUCAUAAGGCAAUAGACAAACUUCUAGCAAGUAGGAAUGAUGGGAAAAGGACAAAAAAUCCAAGAGUAAGAAAAUGAUUAUAAAUAUAUAUGGAAGGAAACUUAAAUACUCGAAGUCAAUCAUUAGGAAAUCUAGCAGUUUAGUAAAGUCAGUACUAAGGUUUAUUUUAGAACUUCUAGACUAUUUCAAAAAUAGAAAUCUACAUUAAUAAACAAAAACCUAUCUUAAUAGAUGCUGUAAAAAUCAUUUAAUAAAAUUCUAUAUACAUUGGUGACUUUUUUUAAAGUUAGAAAAUUCCUUAUAUUGUAUAUUGAUGAUGAGCAUGUAUUAGUGUGUGUUCUCCAGAGAGAGAAGAAAGAGAGAAGGAAGAGAAGGAAUGGAGAGAGAGAGAAAGGAAAGUAGGAAAGAGAGAGAGAGGAAGGAAGGGAGGAAAGGGAGAGAAAGGCAGGGAGGAAGGGAGAGAGAGGGAAAGAAGGAAGGAAGAGAGAAAGGAAGGAAGGAGAUGUGUAUGGACAUUAAUGGAUGAUAAGAAGCCCAAGAUCUGCAGUCAGCAAGCUGGAGACUCAGGAGAGCCGAUGGUAAAGUUCUAGUCUUGAGUUUGAGGGCCUGAGUCUUCUGAAGGGCAGGAAAACUGAAGGUGUAAGUUCCAGUUUGAGUCUGCAGGCAGGCAGAAGACUAGUGUCCCAGCUUGAAGACAGGCAGGGAGAGAAGUCUCUUACUCAGCCUUUUAUUCUAUUUGGGCCUACAAUGGAUUGGAUGAGGUCUACAGCCACAUUGAAAUCUGCUUUACUUAGUCUACUGGUUCAAAUGUUAACCUCUUCUUUGAAACACAUUCAAAGACACCUAGAAAAAAUGUUUAUUCAAAUAUCUAAGCACCACAUAUUUGGACCGUCAAGUUGACACAUAAAAUUAACCAUGAUGGGCUAUUUACUAUAAACCUACAAGAAAAACCAUGAAUAACCCAAAGCAUUCUUACCGAAACAGGAAUGAGAUAAAUGAUGUUUGAUGCCACCAUUAUUAGUCAAUAUUAUGCUAAAGAUCCCAGGUAAUCCAAUUAGAGAAAAAAAAGAUAGCAAUAAUUUAAAGGAAGAGAAAAACUGUCAUAAUUUGAAAUACAUUCAAUAUUAGAAAAUCCAAUUAGAACUACUAAAAUGAUAUAUGUACAAAACAAUAUAUUAAAAAAAAGUAGGAGAAAUAGAAAAGAUAGUAGAAAGAAGUGACAUUUACAAUUUUGACAAUCUAAAAAUACCAGGAAUUUAAAAAAUCCAAGAUGUGAUUAGGGAAUAAACCUUUUCUAAAAAAUAUAGAAUAUUAUAAUAAAUGAAAAGAACUGAUUGGGAAAAAUUGGAAAAAUAAUGUAAAGAUGCCAGUUUGUAUUUAAUUUAUCUCUGAUUUGUAAAUUUAAUUGAAUCACAAUAUAAAUGGAAUUUUUAAAAUGACAUCUCUAUUAAGAUAUAAUUCACAAGAAACAGCUGCAGACAGAGGCUCCCACUGAGAAGAAUGAAAACAGUGAGUGAAUCCUGCACUGGUGACUGAGGUAUCCAGGUUCUCCUAUUGGGACUUACUAGGCAAUUGGCAUGACCCAUGGAGAGUGAGGAAAAGCAUGGAGAGUGAGGAAAAGCACGGAGAGUGAGGAAAAGCAGGGUGGUGUGACGGCCCACCUGGAAGCCACACAAGGCAAAGGGAGCUACCACCUGCAGCCAAGGGAGGCAGUGAGUGAUUGUGCUACCCUGCCCAGGAAACCACACUUUUUCCAUGGAUCUGUGCAACCCACAGAUCAGGAGAUCCCCUUCGUGAGCCCACACACCAGGGCCUUGGUGUGUAGCCACAAGGCUAGAGAGAGCCUACCACAGAGCUGUGCAGAUUCUCAGCAGCCACUAGGCUGGAGACUGCCUAAGGCUGCUGAGUUCCUGCGGGAAGGACUGGCCACCAUCACUGUGGCUUCCUGCUGCCUAAGAUGACUUGAGUUCCCGGUAGGAGGAGUGGCAGCCAUCACUGCAGCUCCAGUCUGCCAUUUUUCCCCUGCCAGUGCUGGGGAGACUGGGUAGUUUGGACCCAGGAGGAAUUGCCCACAGCACAGCACAGCAGCUAUAAAAGGUUAUAACCAGACUGUCUCUUUAGGCCAGGCCCUGAUCAAUCCUCCUCACUGGGUGGGGCCUCCCUGCAGGAACUUCAGCAAUUCCUGCCAGGAGUUUAGAAACAGAACUCUGAUCUCUCUGAGACUGAGCUCUUGUGGGGAGGGGUGGCUGUGGUCUCCAUGGAUCAACAGACUUAGUCUUUUCCCCCUGCUGGCUCUGAGGAAUCCGGGCAGUCUGGACGAGUGGGAUUCCACCCAGCAUAGCACACCUCCUCUGCCAAGGGGCAGCUAGAGUGAUUUGUUAGGUGGGUCCUGGAUCCCAUGCCUCCUGACUGGGGAGAUCUCCCCAACAGAGGUCACCAGACACCGUAUACAGGAGCAUUCCUGCUGGCCUUAGUUUGGUGCCCCUCUGAGACAGAAAUCCCAGAGGAAGGAGCAGGCAGCCAUCUUUGCUAUUUUCCAGCCUCCACUGGUGAUACCUCCAAGUAUGGGAGGGACCCCCAGCAAAUUGCAGUAGCCCUAUGGGAGUGGAACCUGACUGUUAAAAGAAAAACAAACAGCAACAGCAACAACAGUAUCAACAAAAAAGUCCCACAAAAAACAUAUCCAAAGGUCAGCAGCCUCAAAGAUCAAAGCUAGAUAAACUCAUGAAAUGAGAAAGAAUCAACAAAAAAGUAACCCCACUGAAAACUCAAAAAGCCAGAGUGCCUCUUCUCCUCCAAUUGAUUGCAACACCUCUCCAGGAAGGACACAGAACUUGGCAGAGGCUGAGGAUGGAUGAAUUGACAGAAGUAGGCUUCAGAAGGUGGGUAAUAACAAACAUUGCUGAGCUAAAGGAGCAUGUUCUAAUCCAAUGGAAAGAAGCUAAGAAUCAUGAUAAAACAUUACAGAAGCUAUUAACCAGAAAAACCAGUAGAGAGGAACAUAAAUGACCUGAUGGAGCGGAAAAACACAACACAAGAACCUCACAAUGAAGCCACAAGUAUCAAUAACCAAAUAGACUGGAGAAAAGAAUUUCAGAGCUUGAAGACUAUCUUGCUGAAAUAAGACGGGCAGACAAGAUUAGAGAAAAAAGAAUGAAAAGGAAUUAACAAAACCUCUGAGAACUAUGGGAUUAUGUAUAAAAGACUGAACCUAUAACUGAUUGGGGUACCUGAGAGAGAAUGGAACCAAGUUGGAAACCAUACUUCAGGAUGUCAUCCAGGAGAACUUCCCCAACCUAACAAGACAAGCCAACGUUCUUAUUCAGGAAGUCCAGAGAACCCCAGUAAGAUAUUCCAUGAGAAGAUCAACCCCAAAACACAUAAUCAUCAGAUUCUCCAAGGUCGAAAUGAAGGAAAAAAUGUUAAAGUCAGCCAGAAAGAAAGGCCAGGUGACCUACAAAGGGGAGCCCAUCAGAAUAACAGCAGACCUCUCAGCAGAAACCCUACAAGCUUGAAGAGGAGGCCAAUAUUCAACAUUCUUAAAGGAAAGAACUUCCAACCCAGAAUUUUACAUACAACCAAACUAAGCUUCGUAAGCAAAGGAGAAAUAAAAUCCUCUUCAGACAAGCAAAUGCUGAGGGAAUUCACUGCCACCAGGCCUCCCUUGCAAGAGCUCCUGAAGGAAGCACUAAAUAUGGAAAGGAAAAAUUAUUUCCAGCCACUCCUAAAACAUGCUGAAGUAUAAAGACCAGUGACACUAUGAAACAACUACAUCAACAAGUCUGCAAAAUAACCAGCUAGCACAAUGAUGACGGGAUCAAAUUCACACAUAACAAUAUUAACUUUAAAUGUAAAUGGGCUAAAUGCCCCCAGUUAAAAGACACAGAAUGGCAAGCUGGAUAAAGAGUCAAGACCUAUCAGUGUGUUGUAUUCAAGAGACUCAUCUCAUAUGCAAAGACACAUAUAGGCUCAAAAUAAAGGGAUGGCAGAAAAUUUACCAAACAAAUGGAAAGCAGAAAAAAGCAGAGGUUGCAAUACUAGUUUCUGACAAAACAGACUUUAAACCAACAAAGAUCAAAAAACACAAAGAAGGGCAUUACAUAAUGGUAAAGGAUUCAAUUCAACAAGAAGAGCUAACUAUUCUAAAUAUAUAUGCACCCAAUACCGGAGCACCCAGACUCAUAAAACAAGUUCUUAGAGACCGACAAAGAGACUUAGAUUCCCACACAAUAACAGUGGGAGACUUUAACAUGCCGCUUUCAAUAUUAGAUCAUCAAGACAGAAAAUUAACAAGAAUAUUCAGGACUUGAACUCACCUCUGGAUCAAGCAGACCUGAUAAUUAUCUACAGAACUCUCCACCAAAAAACAACAGAAUGUACAUUCUUCUCGGUGCCGCAAUGCACUGACUCUAAAAUUGAUCACAUAAUUGGAAGUAAAACACUCUUCAGUAAAUGCAGAAGAACUGAAAUCAUAAAUCACACUCUCUCAGACCACAGCACAAUCAAAUUAGAACACAAGAUUAAGAAACUCACUCAAAACCACACAACUACAUGGAAAUUGAACAACCUUCUCCUGAAUGACUCCUGAGUAAACAAUUAAGGCAGAAAUCAAAUUGUUUUUUGAAACCAAGGAGAACAAAGAGUCAACAUACCAGAAUCUCUGUGAUGCAGCUAAAGCAAUGUUAAAAGGAAAAUUUAUAGCACUAAAUACCCACAUCAGAAGGCUAGAAAGAUCUCAAAUAGACACCCAGCAUCACAACUAAAAAAAUGAGAACCAAGAGCAAACAAACCCAAAGCUAGCAGAAGACAAGAAAUAACCAAGAUCAGAGUGGAUAGAGACACAAAUAACCCUUCAAAAAAAUCAAUGAAUCCAGGAGCUGGUUUUUGAAAAAACUAAUAAAAUAGAUUGCUAACUAGACUAAUGAAGAAAAGAGAGAAGAAUCAAAUAGACACAAUAAAAAAUGGUAAAGGGGAUAUCACCCCGACCCCACAGAAAUACAACCAACCAUCAGAGACUACUAUAAACACUUCUAUGCAAAUAAGCUAGAAAUAUAGAAGAAAUGGAUACAUUCCUGGACACAUACACCCUCCCAAGACUGAACCAGGAAGUUGAACCCCUGAAUAGACCAAUAACGAGUUCUGAAAUUAGGCAAUAAUAAGCUACCAACAACAACAAAAAAAAAGCCCAGGACCAGAUGGAUUUACAGCUGAAUUCUACCACGGGUACAAAGAGAAGCUGGUACCAUUUCUUCUGGAUCUAUUCCAAACAAUUGAAAAGGAGGGACUCCUCACUAACUCAUUUUAUGAGGCCAGCAUCAUCCUGAUAUGAAACCUGGCAGAGAUACAACAAAAAAAGAAAACUUCAGGGCAAUGUCCCUGAUGAACAUCGAUGCAAAAAUUUUCAAUAAAAUACUGGCAAACUGAAUCCAGGAGCACAUCAAAAUGCUUAUCCACUAAUAUCAAAUCAGCUUUAUCCCUGGGAUGCAAGGUUGAUUCAACAUAUGCAAGUCAAUAAAUGUAAUUCAUCACAUAAACAGAACUAAAGACAAAAACCACAUGAUUAUCUCAAUAGAUGCAGAAAAGGACUUUGAUAAAAUUCAACAUCCCUUCAUGUUAAAAACUCUCAAUAAACUAGGUUUUGAUGGAACAUAUCUCAAAAUAGUAAGAGCCACAUGACAAACCCACAGCCAAUAUCAGACUGAAUAGGCAAAACCUGGAAUCUUUCCCCUUGAAAACCAGCACAAGACAAGGAUGUCCUCUAUCACCACUUCUAUUCAACAUGGUAUUGGAAGUUCUGGCCAGGGCAAUCAGUCAAGAGAAAGAAAUAAAGGGUAUUCAAAUAGGAAGAGAGGAAAUCAAACUGUCUCUGUUUGCAGAUGACAUGACCCUAUAUCUAGAAAACUCCAUUGUCUCAGCCCAAAAGCUUCUUAAGCUGAUAAGCAAAUUCAGCAAUGUCUCAGCAUACAAAAUCAAUAUGCAAAAAUCACAAGCAUUCCUAUAUGCCAACAAUAGGCAAGCAGAAAGCCAAAUCAUAAACUCCCAUUCACAAAUGCUACAAAGAGAAUAAAAUACCUAGGAAUACAGAUAACAAGGGAAGUGAAGGACCUCUUCAAGGAGACUACAAACCACUGCUCAAGUAAAUAAGAGAGGACACAAACAAAUGGAAAUACAUUCCAUGAUCAUGGAUGGGAAGAAUCAAUAUCGUGAAAAUGGCCAUGCUGCUCAAAGUAAUUUAUGGAUUCAAUGCUAUUCCCAUUAAACUACCAUUGACAUUCUUCACAGAAUUAGAAAAAACUACUUUAAUGUUCAUAUGGAACCAAAAAAAGCCCAAAUAGCCAAGACAAUCCUAUGCAAAAAGAACAAAGCUGGAGGCAUCACACUACCCAACUCCAAACUAUACUAUGAGGCUACAGUAACCAAACGAGCACAGUACUGGUCCAAAAACGACACAUAGACCAAUGGAACAGAAUAGAGAUCUCAGAAAUAAGACCACACAUCUGGAACCAUCUGACCUUCAACAAACCUGAAAAAACAAGCAAUUGGGAAAGGAGUUCCUAUUUAAUAAGUGGUGCUGGGAGAACUGGCUAGCCAUAUGCAGAAAAUUGAAACUGGACCCCUUCCCUACACCUUAUACAAAAAUGAACUCAAAAUGGAUUAAAGACUUUAAAACCCAAAACUAUAAAUAUCCUAGAAGAAAAUAUAGGCAAUAUCAUUCAGGACAUAGGCACAGGCAAGAUUUCAUGAUGAAAAUGCCAAAAGCUAUUGCAACAAAAGCAAAAAUUGACAAAUGGGAUCUAAUUAAACUAAAGAGCUUCUGUACAGCAAAAGAAACUAUCAUCAGAGUGAACAGAAAAUCUACAGAAUGAGGGAAAACUUUUGCAACCUAUCCAUUUGACAAAGGUCUAAUAUCCAGAGUCUACAAGGAACCUAAACAAAUUUACAAGAACAAAUAAUCCCAUUAAAAAAUAGGCAAAGGACAUGAACAGACACUUCUCAAAAGAAGACAUUUAUGUGGUGAACAAACAUGAAAAAAAAACCAACAUCACUAAUCAUUAGAGAAAUGCAAAUCAAAACCACGAGAUGCCAUCUCAUGCCAGUCAGUAUUAAAAAGGCAAGAAACAACAGAUGCUGUGGAGAGAUAGGAACAGUUUCACGCUGUUGGUAGGAAUAUAAAUUAGUUCAAUCAUUGUGGAAGACAGUGUGGUGAUUCCUCAAAGACCUCAGACCAGAAAUAUCAUUUGACUCAGCAAUCCCAUUACUGAGUAUAUACCCAAAGGAAUAUAAAUCAUUCUAUUAUGAAGAUACAUGCACACGUAUGUUUAUUGCAGCACUAUUCACAAUAGCAAAGACAUGGAAUCAACCCAAAUGCCAAUCAACGAUAGACUGGAUAAAGAAAAUGGAAUGAUAGACUGGAUAAAGAAAACGGAAUAUUAUGCAGCCAUAAAAAGGAAACAGAUCGUGUCCUUUGCAGGGCUGUGGAUGGAGCUGGAAGCCAUUAUCCUCAGCAAACUAACACAGGAACAGAAAACUAAACACUGUGUGUUCUCACUUAUAAGUGGGAGCUGAACAAUGAGAACACAUGGACACAGGGAGAGGAACAAUACACACUGGGGCCUGUUGGGGGUGCAGCAGGAGGAGAGGAUCAGGAUCAAUAGCUAAUACAUGUGAGACUUAAUACCUAGGUGAUGGGUUGAUAGAUGCAGCAAACUACCAUGGCACAUGUUUACUUAUGUAACAAACCUGCAUGUCCUGCACAUGUAUCCUAGAACUUAAAAUUAAAUUUUUUUAAAAGAUACAAUUCA
This is a messenger RNA of Homo sapiens (human), 11370 nucleotides long. RefSeq names its product zinc finger protein 883 (gene ZNF883). Gene Ontology annotation, cellular component: cytoplasm; nucleus. The transcript is spliced from 5 exons. Bases 1240 to 2379 code for a protein of 379 amino acids. NCBI's taxonomy places the organism in Eukaryota, Metazoa, Chordata, Mammalia, Primates, Hominidae. The record is from RefSeq and is marked validated.